GUAUAUGAUACUACAACAAUGCCAGUUCUUGAAGAAGACAGCCAAGUUAAUAAUAAUAGUAGUAGUGAACGGGAUAUCUCACUAGUGAAAAAAGCGGAUUGCAAUUUACGCAAACUAUUGUUAGAGGAUACAUUUGACGUUGCACCAACUGGUCUGACAUUCUGUUUCGAUCGUGAAUUAUUUCUUAAUGAUGAUUUUAAUUCCGAUGAUUUUAUAUUAGAACAACAUUGUCGUGGUAUAUCACUAGAAAGAUUACGUGAUGAUCUUUUACAAUAUUCAAAUAUUCUUAAGUCUAGUUUAAUUGAAUUAAUCAAUCAAGAUUAUGCUGAUUUUGUAAGUUUAUCGACAAAUCUUGUUGGAUUAGACAAAUCAAUCAAUACAAUAGCUAAACCAUUGAAACAACUACAAUCAUAUAUAUCAUCUGUUCUAAAACAAUUAGAAUCUGUUGAUGAAGAAUUAUCCACCAAAUUGAAAUCCCUUCAACAAAUCAAAAAUGAGAAGGAUUUUGCAAAUAGUUUAUUUACAUUAGAUACGUGCGUAUCACGAUUGGAGCGUUGGUUAACUCAACCAAAUCAACAAAUAGCUAAUAAAAAACCAGCUAAUAAUAGUAAUGAUAAUAAUAACAAUCAAUUACCGAAUAAACAGAAUGAUAAUGAAAAAGUAUCAAUGGAUGCAAAUAAUAAUGAAUCAAUAGAUGAAUGGCCAGCUGAAUUCUAUGCCGAUUGUUCUUUACAUGAAGAUACUGGACAACGUAUGGAUCGUGUUGCUAAUGAAUACAUUAAACUUCAAUUUUUUGUUAAAAAAUGUCGUGAUCAUCCAAUUCUGAAUUCUUUAAAAUCGCGUAUUCAUUGGAUAACAGUCAAUUUACAAGAACAAUUAGAAACUCGUUUAAAAGAAGGCUUUGAAACAUGCGGUUUUAUUACAGCUACAAAAAACUCUACAAUAUCAAGACGUUCCGUGGAACAGUUGAGACAAGUCAUCUCUAUUUAUUUAGCUAUUGAUAAACUGUCCGAUUUAAUGCUACUCUAUCGUAAAUAUGUACUACAUGACAAGCUUAGUCAGAUCUUCAUCCCUCGACCUGAACUAACUCAUGCAGGUUCUGAUAUCCAGUUGGCUGUUGACACAUUGAAUACAAUGUAUACGAAUGCUCUGGAGAUUCUUGAUUCACAACUUUGUCUUGUUAAAGAACAUAUUAUCAGAUGUUCAGUAGAAAGUUCUGAACCUCUUUGUGAUUUCGACUGUUUAGUCGAAGGAUUUUGGCCAGAAACAAUUGAUUUAAUUUGUGAAAAUUUACCAGAAAUAUUUUCUCCUGGUCAUCCAGACAGAUUUUAUUCAUUGUAUUCUGUAAGUAUGCAUUUUGUUGAAUCAGUAGAAGCUAAAACUUGGUCGCAUAAACAACUUAAUGCAUUGCGUAAUCAUGCAUCAUAUUCCAUGUUCAUCAAUAAAUGGAGUUUACCUGUUUACUUUCAAAUAAGAUUUCAGGAAAUAGCUGCAAAUGUUGAAAAUGUUAUGAAAAAUGGUUUAAAAGAAAUAAAAAGUAGUGAAAAAUCAUGUUUACUUGAUGUAACUGAAACUGUCAUUAGUCAAAUUGAUCGUUGUUGGCAGAAAGGAAUCUAUGUGGAUAAAUUAAUGCAUAGAUUUUGGAAAUUAACUCUACAAAUAAUAAGUCGUUAUUCAAGUUUUAUUGAUGAACAAAUUAAAUCUACGAAUGAGAAUUCCACCCCCACUUCUUCUCAAUUAUCAUCACCUGAUACAUCCAUCAAUUCGUCUACAUUACUACAAACAAAACCAUCAUCAUCAUCUAAUGAAUGUUCUCCUGAACUAUUAAUCUUUUUACUAGUUGAUUCCUAUCGAUUAAUUGAUUAUAUUCAUUUAGAAUUAAAAGAGAAAAUUUUCACCUGUCUUAAUCACCGCUUAAAAUCAUCAUCAUCGUCAUCACCACUGUGCAGUGAAAAUGAAAUUGUCAAUUGUAAAACUAUGCUGACAGAAUGUUUAGAACAAUCAUGUGAACGUCUGACUACAUCGAUUGAUCCAAUAAACAAUCUUAUCAUAGAGAGAAUUCAGCAAAACUGUUCUGUCCAUAUUCGUCAAGUAUUAGAUAUACCACGUCAGUAUCGGUGGACUAAUCGAGAUUUUGCAACAACUCCAUCAUCUUAUGUAUCAAAUUUAGUGAAUCCUUUAAAGAAAUUUUCUGAUUUAGCAUCAAAUUUAUCCAAAUCACUAACAAGUACUGAAGCAUGUUUAACUAAAUUACUACAACAGUGUGUCACAAAAAUUACUAAUGACUAUACAAUUCAGCUAUCUGAAGUGUCUACAUCAGUAAGGAAAAUGGAAGAUAGUCUACGUAGACUAAGAGAAGUUCGAAGGGGAAGUGUACAAACACAAAAUGCAAAUGGAUUUCAGUCAGAUGAUAAAAUUCGUCAUCAAUUAUACUUGGAUGCUAAAGCUUAUAGUGAUGAGGUUAAAAAGUUAUGGAAUGUAAAUAAUACAGACUGUACAAAUGAAUUGGAUACUUUUAUAGAACAAAUAGACAAUUCAAAAUAAUUUCUUUUUUAAAAAAACGAAAAAACCACCACUACAACAACAAAAGGAGAAGAACUAGG
Messenger RNA from Trichobilharzia szidati, 2603 nucleotides. The record is from the annotation of a GenBank genome assembly. NCBI's taxonomy places the organism in Eukaryota, Metazoa, Platyhelminthes, Trematoda, Strigeidida, Schistosomatidae.